AUGUCUAGUGAAAGGGCCUGUAUGCUGUGUGGCAUUGUGCUGACAACCAAUGAUUUUUCGAAUGAUGGUUGUCCUAACUGUCAGGGCAUUUUUGAAGAGGCAGGUGUGUCUGCUAUAGAAUGCACAUCGCCAUCGUUUGAGGGCCUUGUAGGCAUGUGUAAGCCUUCCAAAUCAUGGGUUGCCAAAUGGCUUAGUGUGGAUCAGAAUAUUCCGGGCAUGUAUGCUGUGAAAGUUGACGGAAGACUGCCCGUAGAGGUCGUAGAAGUCUUACCAUUUUAUAAACCAAGAGAUGGUAGCCAAGUUGAGUAG
This is a messenger RNA of Torulaspora delbrueckii, 309 nucleotides long. It is a transcript of the gene SPT4, whose product is annotated as transcription elongation factor SPT4. The transcript has a single exon. Gene Ontology annotation, molecular function: zinc ion binding; RNA polymerase II complex binding. NCBI's taxonomy places the organism in Eukaryota, Fungi, Ascomycota, Saccharomycetes, Saccharomycetales, Saccharomycetaceae. The record is from RefSeq and is a predicted model, not a curated record. The coding region runs from base 1 to 309 and encodes 102 amino acids. Gene Ontology annotation, biological process: chromatin organization; regulation of transcription elongation by RNA polymerase II; mRNA processing. Gene Ontology annotation, cellular component: nucleus; DSIF complex.